Yamadazyma tenuis ATCC 10573 is the source of this 1027-nucleotide messenger RNA. The record is from RefSeq and is a predicted model, not a curated record. Lineage: Eukaryota; Fungi; Ascomycota; Pichiomycetes; Serinales; Debaryomycetaceae.
ACUACUCGCGUUUCCUUCAUGGACUCAAUAAACAUCACCCCAGACGUCCCCAAGUACAAGGCUCACGUUGUGCCAUGUAAAAUACACUACACGGGCCCCGCUAAAACCCAGGACUACUUCACCCCGUCGAAAGAGGUCGACUCGUCCACCAACACUCAUAUCUGCUACUUCAGGGGAUGCAAAUUCAUGGGAAAACCCAUCGACAUCGAAACCUACUCCGGGUACAUCCUCAACAAAUCAGAGGUUCUUGCACGUGGAGAUUAUCCAGAGGCCCCGGAGGACUUUAAAAUCGUGAACAACUAUACGGCCAUUGGCAGGUUUGAUGAGUUGACAGUGUAUGGACAUGAUCGCGUGAUUAAGCUGACAGACAAGUACAUGUUGAUGGAGGAAUGGGAGAAGUUGAGUGGCGUGAUACAUGAAUAGAUGGGUGCCAUGCUUAGAGCUGGGUGGGGGUGGUGUGUUAUGGAAGAGUUCCUAUUUACUGUGACUAUGAUUUAUCUUACAGAAUUGGGGCACAACGGCUGCAAAGUACAUUACGGUGGCCAAGCCCAUGGGGACGUUGUGAUUGGAAAGACGGCUUUCCCGGAAUGCUGUCUUCACUCUAAUUGAUGGCAAAAUGAAUUAUUAAAAGUUAUGUGGUGGUUGCGCUCUUUGUGGCGGUGAUCAACCCAUGAUUGAGUAUGGAACGAAAGCAGCUUUUAUUUGUGUAUUUGAGUAUGAAGUACUACAUUACUUAUGCUAAUACGGACUAAACGAUACCGAGCCACUGGUGUUUGUGUUGUUUCUAGUGGUAAAUUGUCAGUCAUCCCUUCAAUAUUCGGAAUCCGCUGAUUGUGGUUGCAAAUAGAUUUUACAGACACGGAAAUGCGACUGACUCAAGAUUCUCGAUCAAUUCUCUGCUAAAAUCUCACUUCCAACACUUCUUCAUAAAGGAUAGAAUGGGAAAGGAGGCUUUUUCAUAAAAGACACUUAUAUAAUAGUUGAUAUACUGAAUCUAUAACCUCACAGUAAAUCUUUAUGAUUCCUU